AUGGUGUCCCAGCUGAGCGCCCUGCAACGGGAGCUCCUGGGUGCCCUGCUCAGCUCCGGAGUCACCAAAGAAGGGCUGAUCCGAGCUUUGGAGGACAUGGUGCCCACCGCCGGGUUUGGGGUGAAGCUGGAGAACCUGCCGCUCUCCCCCGGAGGGCAGCCCGACGGCAAAGCCACCUUCCCGCCGCUGGCCAACGGGCAUGGCAAGGGCAAACUCUCUGGCGACGAGGGCUCGGAGGACGGUGACGACUUCGACACGCCGCAAAUCCUCCGGGAGCUGCAGGCGCUCAACACAGAAGAGGCCGUGGAGCAGCGGGCCGAGGUGGACAGGAUGAUCAGCGAGGACCCGUGGCGGGCGGCGAAGAUGAUCAAGGGGUACAUGCAGCAGCACAACAUCCCGCAGCGGGAGGUGGUGGAUGUCACCGGCCUCAACCAGUCACACCUCUCGCAGCACCUUAACAAGGGCACCCCCAUGAAGACGCAGAAGAGAGCUGCCCUCUACACGUGGUACGUCCGCAAGCAGCGGGAGAUCCUCCGGCAGUUCAACCAGACAGUCCAGGGUUGUGGAACUAUGACAGACAAAGGCAGUCAGGAUCAGCUGCUGUUUCUCUUUCCAGAGUUCAAUCAGCAGACCCAAGGGGCUGCCCAGCUCGAGGAGGCCUGCUCCGAAACGCCCAGCAAGAAGAUGCGGCGCAAUCGGUUCAAGUGGGGGCCAGCCUCCCAGCAGAUCCUCUACCAAGCCUACGACCGCCAGAAGAACCCCAGCAAGGAGGAGCGUGAGGCGCUGGUGGAGGAGUGCAACAGGGCCGAGUGCUUGCAGCGAGGGGUGUCCCCCUCCAAGGCCCAUGGGCUGGGCUCCAACCUGGUGACCGAGGUCCGCGUCUACAACUGGUUUGCCAACCGGCGCAAGGAGGAGGCCUUCCGCCAGAAGCUGGCCAUGGACGCCUACAGCUCGGGGCAGCCCCCACACACCAUGAACCUGCUGCUCUCCCACGGCUCCCCCCACCACAACCAGCCCAGCACCUCACCGCCCAGCAAGAUGCCAGGAGUCCGGUACAGCCAGGCAGCGAGUGGUGAGGUGGCGUCCUCCGGGGCCAUCAGCCACCACGGCAGCGCUGCCAUGGUCACCACCAGCCAGGCUGUCCUGCAGCAGGUCUCCCCGGGCAGCUUGGACCCCAGCCACGGCCUGCUGUCUGCGGAGGGGAAGAUGAUCUCGGUUUCGGGGGGCGGGCUGCCCCCGGUCAGCACCCUGACCAACAUCCACAGCUUAUCCCACCACAACCCGCAGCAGUCCCAGAACCUCAUCAUGACGCCGCUGUCGGGAGUCAUGGCGAUCGCGCAGAGUCUGAACACAUCGCAGGCGCAGAGCGUUCCUGUCAUCAACAGCGUGGCAGGCAGCCUGGCCGCGCUGCAGCCGGUGCAGUUCUCGCAGCAGCUCCACAGCCCGCACCAGCAGCAGCUGAUGCAGCAGUCCCCCAGCCACAUGCCGCAGCAGCCCUUCAUGGCUACCGUCACCCAGCUGCAGAACUCGCACAUGUAUGCACACAAGCAGGAGCCCCCCCAGUACUCCCACACCUCCCGCUUCCCCUCGGCCAUGGUGGUGACGGACACCAGCAGCAUCAGCACGCUGACCAAUAUGUCUUCCAGUAAGCAGUGUCCCCUGCAAGCCUGGUGA
Indicator indicator is the source of this 1674-nucleotide messenger RNA. RefSeq names its product HNF1 homeobox B (gene HNF1B). Bases 1 to 1674 code for a protein of 557 amino acids. Gene Ontology annotation, biological process: pancreas development; liver development; positive regulation of DNA-templated transcription. Gene Ontology annotation, molecular function: RNA polymerase II cis-regulatory region sequence-specific DNA binding; DNA-binding transcription factor activity, RNA polymerase II-specific. The transcript is spliced from 9 exons. Gene Ontology annotation, cellular component: nucleus. Lineage: Eukaryota; Metazoa; Chordata; Aves; Piciformes; Indicatoridae. The record is from RefSeq and is a predicted model, not a curated record.